AUGACAGCAGCAAACUCUCAUCACACUAUCGUUUUUGGGGAGUCAACCACCUCAGCCAACCCGACAGAAACCACACCUGUGGGUCCACUGGUGACUGCAUUGGCAGCCACCCUCAUCAUAGGGACAUCCCACACAUUUGCUAGCAAUGAUGUAUGGAGUUUUGAUAGUUGCAUCACUCCUGGGCCUCAGAAGACCAUUGGAUCUGGUGACCACAUCAUUGUUUAUCGUCACUGUUUCAAGUCCUUUGUGGACCCUCUGCCACCACCUGUGUUCUCAGCUGUGUUAUCACACAUUGCAGCAUGGGGAAAUGACCAUGUAGAGUUUGCAAUCAAGGAUAUAAAUACCAGCAAACACCACUCAAGGACCAUCAAACUGCCCCUCACUGUUGUUCGGCUUUCCUUACUCCAACAUCUGCGUCAAUUUAUUUUCCCCUUUCCUCGGUCCUCUACUCCUCCAUCACCCAUCAACCAGUACAUCUCAGCCCCGAAACCACUGGCAGGUGCUAGAGCUAUAGGUGAUAGAGUCCCCAGGGAUAGUGAUGAUCUGCCUAUUUGGGAUACCCAAAAAUGA
Messenger RNA from Suillus clintonianus, 570 nucleotides. RefSeq lists its product as uncharacterized. The coding region runs from base 1 to 570 and encodes 189 amino acids. The transcript has a single exon. Lineage: Eukaryota; Fungi; Basidiomycota; Agaricomycetes; Boletales; Suillaceae. The record is from RefSeq and is a predicted model, not a curated record.